AUGCACACAAUCACGGACAAAAGCUCCUCGUCGACGUGGGGGCUCGUAUGGUGUGUUUUCGCUGUAGAACACAACACCGCGGAGUUUUUCCAGGUUGGAUCCCUUCUGCAUCCAGUGACAUUUUUCAGGAACCAACUAAAGAAGGAGUUCGGGCAGGACUCGUGCAUUCAGGC
Molecule: messenger RNA, 173 nt
Organism: Amoebophrya sp. A120
Lineage: Eukaryota; Dinophyceae; Syndiniales; Amoebophryaceae
Source: the annotation of a GenBank genome assembly